AUGGGAAACCAAGUCUCGGCCAUUGACUCCUGUCGAGUCACAAAGAAAGUAAAGAAGCGCACCAAGCUUCGAGGAAUGUUCAAUUAUCCAAACGGGCGAAACAUCCGCGAGGAGCACCGUCUGCCUGGAGCAAACCAAUGGGUGACUGUCUUCUUCAACUGGGCUGAUCACAAAUACAACGACGAAGAAUUGAUGGAUCUUGUGGUAGCUCGCAUCAACGCCCGAGACGGUAUCAUUUCGUCCGAACCCGUCCAUCACGAUGUCAAAUGGUGUCUAUCGCUACGUGUCCCAGGAUACUGGAAUCCUACCGAUGUUUCGAUUGCCGGCGCGGCCAAGGCAAUUGCUCAAUGGCAUCAAAGUGAAAUGCGCCAUGCCGGGAUGAAGAUCAACCGAAGAUAUCUGUUCCGCGGGAACAAUGUUCGAAAAAAGCGUCACAUUAUCUCACCAAGGCAGGCACCGUCGGUAUCACAUGACAAGACAAGGCUUCCUAUUUUAUUUUUCUUUUACUUUUUCAUUCUCAUCUCAACGUUACUCUUCGACUCCUGGCGUUCCACAAUGACUUGUCAGGAUAAGGAGGGUACUCCGUUGCCCUACACUGCCUCACCCAUCAACUUGCUCUGGAGCGACUUGUCCCUGUUUGUUUCAAAGUUAUGGGCACUUCCAGGUAUCCUACUGCCCCUGAAUUUAGCUCGCACCCAUGAGUUGGAUGAACUCUAUCCGUCGUUACGCAAUGGAGCUACUCUGUUGAUCCAUAUAUUUCUCGUAGUCUAUCAACUUGUUUUCCUGCUCUCGCUGCCGAUAAUGGUUGUCUGUAUGGUCCCGGGAAUAUGGAUUCUUGCUUAUGCUGCUAUUGCUUUCUCUACCAAUUAUGCCAUUGUCAUGUUGAUGUUGAACGGGUUCCAGCAGGUCCUGGUAUCCCAAGUCCCUGUGGUCGAGCGACCAGGUCAUGAGCGGGAGCGUUGGCUGUAUAUAAAUGGAGUUGCAGCUGGGCACCACUGGGUACAGAUGAACAUCGAUCAACUGUCAUACAUCUUUGGUCGGAAAGUGACGGGCGUGCACAACCGCACCGCGGGCAUUGUCUUCGAUCUCAUCGAAUGCUUGAUUCAACGGGAUUUUGCAUACGCUACUGGCGAUAUACGACAAUCUUAUGCCUUGGUUAAGGAAGCUCUCUUGGACCCAGAAUGUGACAAGGUGGUUCUGCUUCUUCACAGUCAAGGCGGUAUUGAAGGGGGACUUGUCCUAGACUGGCUUCUGGAUGAGCUACCACACGAUCUCCUUCAUCACUUGGAGGUAUAUACAUUCGGAAAUGCCGCGAAUCACUUCAACAACCCGCGAUGGACAAAGCGUACAAGACCACAAAGGACUCCAACACCUGGUCUAGUGCAACAAUUUGGUCAGUCCAUCGGCUAUAUUGAGCAUUACGCUAAUGCAGGCGACAUUGUGGCUCUGGGCGGAGUGCUCCACUUUGUGGACAUCCCAAAUCGAUAUAUGGGCCGCCUGUUCGUCCGCCCGAAUUCAGGCCACCUCUUCAACACGCAUUACCUAGACAACAUGUUUACUCUAGGCCCUGAUAUGAACGUCCUUGACUCCAAUCCAUUCAUGGAUAUGGAAGUCGAGCCAUGGGCAACCGCAGGUAUAAACGGUAUGAACGGAUAUGAUGGCCCUCCGCACCGAGUCAGAUAUCAACCCACUAUGGCCCGAGACGAGGCGUUUCUUCCCGUCGUACUGAGCCAGCAACGGUCACAAACCAAUGGUGUGGAUCAAGUACUGCGUGUGAAGGACUUCAGCCGGCUCUGGCAGUACAGAAAUGGAGGACGCCCGAAAGACACAGACGCACUGCAUUAUAAUGACAUCCACGAACAUGUCCAUUUUUAG
Messenger RNA from Penicillium egyptiacum, 1875 nucleotides. Lineage: Eukaryota; Fungi; Ascomycota; Eurotiomycetes; Eurotiales; Aspergillaceae. The record is from the annotation of a GenBank genome assembly.